AAAGUUUAUACAAUGUAAUCAAAAUACGAAACUAGGUUAACUAGAAGUCUUCAGAUGGCUUUAUAAACUUCCGCUUAUUUCUGUUUUUCUUCCCGCUGAAUUUAUUUGCCAUUGUGUUAACUAGAGUGGAGUAUUCCUGAGCCAUUUGGGCGUCACUAACGUCGGUUUCUUUGCGUUUUUCCACCUCUUGUUUCUUCCUAGUGUAAUCGUUAGACAUCAGUUUCUCUAUUUCCGGAUUCAUGCCACCAAAUGAUAAGCGCCCUUCGAUUAAAUUUCGGCAGUUAAAGAUACUCGUUUCUGUGAAUACAAUGGUCCCGCUUUUCUUCAUUUCGUCGGUGAUUUCAUUGGAAUACAUGGCUUUGCCCUCGGCAUCUUCCUGCUCCUUGAGCACCCUUUCCUUCGUACGUUUCAUAAACUUCAUGUCCAGGAUGGACUUGGACAAUUGAACUGGUUUAGGCCCUUGCAUACUUUUGGCUCAGUGAAAAACAAUGUAUAAAACACUUUUCAAAAAAAUAUAAUUUGUUAGGUUAGAAGAACUGUCAGUUGUCACUUUGACGUGCCAUUUUUAUCAUUGAAAGGUUAUGAUUUGUGUUUAUUAAACAAAUAAAAUGAAUAGAACAAUUAUGUCCGAGUCUUUCGCGGUGGGUAUCGGGCCUGCGGCCCCGCGGGGCCGCUCGGCGGCCUCCGUUGCCACCACAGUGGGGUCCGACCACGUCUUCGAAGUCCCCACAAAACUGAUCAAAACACCGGCUGAUAUGAAAAUCUGGGAGAAAUCCGAGGCCUAUUUUGAAUUUUUGGGGUUCAUUCUGGCCAUAAACGAGGCAGUUAAAGGCAAAAGCAAUUCGCGCGGGAGCGAAAACGCCUCCGAGGAAGUCCAGAAAGUGAUCGAGUUGUUGAACAAGCUUGACACGAAAAUCGACGAAACGCCCGCUGUACAACAGCCCCAAAGGUUCGGAAACGUGGCGUUCAGGACCUGGUACCAGAAACUGCGAGAUGAGUCGCUUGUCUUGCUCCAGGAUGUGCUCCCGACUGAAUUAAAUGCCGCCGUCCCCGAGAUCGUUUCAUAUUUGGUGGAAUCGUUCGGGAAUUCCACACGGAUUGACUACGGGACGGGGCACGAAAUUUCAUUCAUUAUGUUCCUGUGCUGUUUGUAUAAAAUCGGGUUUUUGAAACAACAUGAUAAGACAGCCACUGGCUGUGCCAUUUUUACGCGGUAUUUGGACUUGGCGCGGAAAUUACAAAAGACCUACCGGAUGGAGCCCGCCGGAAGUCACGGCGUUUGGAGUCUGGACGACUACCAGUUUGUGCCGUUUAUUUGGGGCAGCUCGCAGCUGUUUGCCCAUCCGAUCAUUGAACCGUCGGGUUUUUUGGUGCCGCAAAUUUUAAACCAGUAUGGAGAGGACUUCAUGUUCCUCACUUGCAUCCAGUACAUAAACUCAGUAAAAAGCGGCCCUUUUGCCGAGCACUCGAACCAGCUUUGGAGCAUAAGCGGAGUGUCCUCCUGGACGAAAAUCAACGGGGGCCUAAUUAAAAUGUACAAAGCGGAAGUUUUGAGCAAGUUUCCGGUUGUGCAACACAUCGUUUUUGGGUCGUUGUUUACGCUCAGACCCAUGGAACAGUCAUCUGGGAUGAUGACGGCCAAGACCAGCAUGGUACCGCCCCCAGUACCGUUCCCUGCUAGGUCGUCCUCAACGCUGGGUUCCAUGGAACGAGAGUCGAAUGAGUCCGUCAAAAGCACUUCAAUUGAGCAGAAAAAGAGCGUCUCGACCGUUUCGAGUAAAAGGGAGUCGGUGCAAAGUUCAGUUAAAGGGUCACAAGUGACUGAUCGGAGCUCGGUUGUGUCGGCACCCAGCGAGGAAAUGUCGAAGGUUUCAGCGGAGGAAAAAUCUGAAGGGAGUGGGUCUCAAGGGGACAACGGAGCGGCAAAUUAAUUUAAUUGUUACAUUAAUGUCUGAAUAAAAAAUACCUAUUCAUUUACAAAUAAA
Messenger RNA from Tribolium castaneum (red flour beetle), 1985 nucleotides. It is a transcript of the gene Ptpa, whose product is annotated as Phosphotyrosyl phosphatase activator. Lineage: Eukaryota; Metazoa; Arthropoda; Insecta; Coleoptera; Tenebrionidae. The transcript has 5 exons. Gene Ontology annotation, molecular function: protein tyrosine phosphatase activator activity; peptidyl-prolyl cis-trans isomerase activity. Gene Ontology annotation, biological process: mitotic spindle organization. The record is from RefSeq and is a predicted model, not a curated record. Gene Ontology annotation, cellular component: protein phosphatase type 2A complex; cytoplasm; nucleus. Bases 609 to 1931 code for a protein of 440 amino acids.